Condylostylus longicornis is the source of this 1564-nucleotide messenger RNA. RefSeq names its product protein cortex (gene cort). The record is from RefSeq and is a predicted model, not a curated record. Bases 80 to 1528 code for a protein of 482 amino acids. Gene Ontology annotation, cellular component: anaphase-promoting complex. Gene Ontology annotation, molecular function: ubiquitin ligase activator activity; anaphase-promoting complex binding; protein binding. NCBI's taxonomy places the organism in Eukaryota, Metazoa, Arthropoda, Insecta, Diptera, Dolichopodidae. The transcript is spliced from 7 exons. Gene Ontology annotation, biological process: positive regulation of ubiquitin protein ligase activity; positive regulation of anaphase-promoting complex-dependent catabolic process; anaphase-promoting complex-dependent catabolic process.
GAAAUCUCCACCAUAGAAGAAUGUUCUACUUAAAAAACAUAAACCUCCGCCGGUAAUAGUAAAUAAUGUGACUAAUUACAUGCAGCUAAUAAGGAUCCUCAAAGAGGAAAGUAUUAACGUGAAGACAUAUAGCCAUUGUGAGGAAAAAAUACCUCAUAAAUUCGGUGAUCGAUUUAUUCCAAGGAGGUAUGCUUUUGGAAAUACAGAACUGAUUCGGAAUCGUGCGCUAAAUAAAAAUAAAUCCAAUGAAGAGGAUAUCAUACAAAUGCGCCUUAAGUCCGGUUAUUGGAAAGGAUUUAAUUAUGGAGUUUAUAUGUCUGAGUUAUUCGAUUUAAGACCGAAAAGAAUUUAUCAAUUUAAUGACAAAUACUUAAUACACAAUAUAAAUUCAAAAUUUGUUUUGAAUCCACCAGUUAAAAAUGUAACGUACAUAAAUAACAAUAGAGAAAAAUUAGAUUGGCAGUGUAAGCCAAGAGCAAAACCAUCUGCUUGCGUAGACUCCACACAUGAUCUGCCUGCAUUCAAAUUACAUUCAUCUAAAAAAAUUAUUGAUUGGUCGUACAAGGAUCAAAUUGGUGCAUCAUUUGGACAAGAUUUAGUAAUAUGGACAUGUGAAACAGAUAAAACGGUUGUGUAUCGAACAAAAUUUGUAACAGCACUUCGUUUUAGUCCUAAAGGGGAAUCCUUAGCAUUGGGUUGCGAGAAAUUUCAAAAGCCACUAAUUCAAAUAUGGAGUAUGAAAAAUACUAAUAGUACAACAAAUGACUUAUGUUUAAAAGAUUCUUUUAUUCUAUCGGAACAACAGCAAGAAAUUGUCUGUAUUGAAUGGCAUCCUCAAGGUAUUUAUAUCUUAUGUGGUAUGAGCACUGGUCAAAUUUAUGUUGUUAAUUCUUUGACAUCGAAAACUAAUGUUAUUCACUAUCAUUCACAUCGAAUAAGUGAUAUUAAAUUUAAUAUCGGAGCUAAAUAUUUGGGAACUAGUGAUCACCAUGGCUUGGUUGUAAUAAUGAAAUGGCCAUCAUUUAAAAUUCAAUUAAGAUUAAAGAGUAACACGAUUUCUAAUCCAAGUAAAGCCUUUAUUGAUUGGCACCCCUGGAAUCCGAUUGAUAUAGCCGUUGCGAAAUCUCAUUCAAUUCUAAUUGUUAAUAUUCAAACAAGAAGUAUUGUUGCUCAAUAUAAUAGAAGGGACAAUGAUUGUGUAAUUGAUGCAAUAGCUUUUAACAAAAUUUCCGCAGAGUUGGUUGUUAGUUAUUGUAUAAAAAAUCCCGAUGGUUGUAUUACUUUUGAAAUUUUAAUUAUGGCAUCUUUUGAUCGCAUAAUAGACGUUUUAAAAAUUCAUGAAGAUCGUGUUCAUUUUUUACUGUUUAGUCCUGAUGGAAGACAAUUAGCUACAGCUGGUGAUGAUGACAUGUUAUCCAUUUUUAAUUUUUUCACACAACCCAACCGUAAUGGAAAAAGUACACAUUCCAAAUCAUCUACUUCAAAUUUAACAAGACAAUCAGAAAUUUUUAAAACUUUAAUUCGUUAAUUUGUACAUUUUUUCUUUUAUAGGCACGUUUUAUUU